Molecule: messenger RNA, 450 nt
Organism: Theobroma cacao (cacao)
Lineage: Eukaryota; Viridiplantae; Streptophyta; Magnoliopsida; Malvales; Malvaceae
Product: RING-H2 finger protein ATL39-like
Biological process (GO): protein ubiquitination
Source: RefSeq, a predicted model, not a curated record
AUGUCUCCUGAUUUACUGGAAACAUUAGUAGUGUAUCUUGCUUUCGUCCUUUAUGCCAUAGGAUUUGCCUUCUUUCUGUUCAGCAUCUUGUUUCAAUGCUGGGGUUUGUUCUUUAACAGAAACCGGAACCAGCAGGUUGAUGUUGACUCAUCAGCUGGUGAUAUCGAAUCAGGUGAAACAAGUAAUCCUCCUCCUCCUCCUCCGGUUCAUGUUCUUUCAGCUAUAUCCGAAACCUGGUUACCGGAUAUUCCAGGAGCCAAGCCGCUGACCAUGUAUGCUGCUUCUGAUGAAUGUGCUAUAUGCCUGGAAGAUUUCAAGGAGAAAGAGGUUUGCUGGGUUCUUGUCAAGUGUGACCAUGUUUUCCAUAAGCCUUGCGCAGAAGAAUGGUUGAAGAGAAGCCUUUCAUGCCCCCUUUGUCGAACCAAUGCAACCUCUAUCGUUAAUGUGUAA